AUGUCCGAUCCAGACAGUUUCAAGGCCGAGGGGAACCCCGAAGGCAUCCGCGCUUGCGAGGAGUACGAGUUGGUUGUCAAAGAUUUGCAGGAAACGCUGCAGCCUGAGUUGGAGAUGAUAGAUAGCAGAAUCAUCCGCCCCGCCAAUGAGCUCCUAGACGUGAUCAAGGUCAUCCGAAAGAGCGUCAUGAAGCGGGAGCACAAGAAGCUCGACUACGAUCGACACCGCACGACCCUAAAGAAGCUGCAAGACAAAAAGGAUCGAACGGCAAAGGACGAAAAGGCCAUGUGGAAAGCCGAGAACGACGUGGAGCUCUCGACUCAGGAGUUCAACUACUUCAACGACCUGCUAAAGGAAGAGCUCCCUCAGCUGUUUCGCCUCGAGCGCGAGUUUAUCCAGCCUCUGUUCCAGUCAUUCUACUAUAUGCAGCUGAACAUAUUUUACACACUACAUAUCAAGAUGCAGGAAUGCGAUAUCGGCUACUUUGAUCUUACUCUUGACGUCGAGGAAGCCUUCCAAAAGAAACGUGGCGAUAUCCAGGAACAGGCCGAGCUGCUUUCGAUCUGCAAGUUCAAGACAACGGGCCAGAAACGUCCUCCCAAGUACGGAAGCAAGCCUGCGCUCGAAGAGGGGAAGAGACCACUAGCGAUAGAAGCGGGCCCUUCGUCAACAGCCCCGCGCCUCACCUACAACCGACAAUCUGACGUUGUUGAGAAUCCCCCUCCUCCCUACUCCCCCAACCCCCGUCAUCGGCCGGCCGCCGCACCGACACCCGCGGUCGAAACUGUCACCGCUCUAUAUGACUUUGCCGCUCAGGCUGAAGGCGACUUGUCCUUCAAGGCUGGAGAUGCCAUCCAAAUCAUCAAGAGGACAUCUAAUGACAACGAGUGGUGGACCGGAAAGUUAAAUGGGAAGCAGGGCGAUUUUCCAGGAAACUAUGUGCGCCUCAAUUAA
Messenger RNA from Parascedosporium putredinis, 954 nucleotides. The record is from the annotation of a GenBank genome assembly. NCBI's taxonomy places the organism in Eukaryota, Fungi, Ascomycota, Sordariomycetes, Microascales, Microascaceae.